UAAACAUGCAGAGAGGAACCAAAACAUUUCCCGUCUCCUUCGCUGGCUGCUAUCUAAUGUCGGCGACUUGUAUAAAGCUCAGCUCAGUCCCGCUUCCUUCCCUGUUCCAUCCGCCCUUUUCUCUCUAAAAGCUCCACCCUUUUAUCUAUAUGCUUCACAAUCACAUUUCAACUCCCCAAACUCUGCCUUCCUCCUUCUUUCCUUAUCCAUCUAACAGAGACGUAGCCACCGGUCCUUGCAUUUCCUGGUGACCAUGUCACAGUCACUUCAUUUCUUCACUCCAACAACUCGCUCCCCAAACUUUACUUUCCCUAAACCCUCUCUCCCAGCCUCCAAUUGCCUGUUCUCGAUCACUUUCUGGCCUAAAUCUAUCUCCGUCAAGGCAUCAGCUUCAUCAGAUUCUAACUCUGCCCCAUCAUCUCAAGUCUUCGUUUCCAAUAAUGGCACAGGAGGAGGCGUGUUGGCGCCGGAGUAUAGUUCCUUGGCAGUGGCUGAUGUGAGUUCGAUCGAAGUGGAUGCGGUGACGGAGGCGGAAUUGAAGGAGAACGGAUUUAGGAGCACGAGGAGGACCAAGCUCGUUUGCACGAUAGGUCCGGCCACAUGCGGCUUCGAGCAGCUGGAGGCGCUAGCGGUUGGAGGCAUGAACGUGGCGAGGAUUAAUAUGUGUCACGGCACCCGCGAGUGGCACAAGAGCGUCAUUGAGCGAGUUAGGAGGCUGAAUGAGGAGAAAGGUUUUGCUGUGGCUAUUAUGAUGGAUACUGAAGGGAGUGAGAUUCACAUGGGCGAUCUCGGUGGAGCUUCUUCUGCCAAAGCCGAGGAUGGUGAGAUCUGGACUUUUAGUGUCAGAGCCUUUGACUCACCUCGUCCAGAACGCACCAUCAACGUGAAUUAUGAUGGCUUUGCUGAGGAUGUGCAAGUUGGGGAUGAACUCAUUGUGGAUGGUGGGAUGGUAACAUUUGAGGUAAUUGAGAAAAUUGGUCCAGAUGUCAAGUGUCGAUGUACUGAUCCUGGACUGUUACUACCACGGGCUAAUUUGACUUUCUGGAGGGAUAGGAGUCUAGUGCGAGAACGUAAUGCCAUGCUCCCCACAAUUUCCUCUAAGGAUUGGUUAGACAUUGAUUUUGGUAUUGCAGAGGGUGUUGAUUUUAUUGCAAUAUCAUUUGUCAAGUCUGCUGAAGUGAUUAAUCAUCUCAAAAGCUAUGUUGCUGCACGGUCUCGUGAUCAUGAUAUAGCUGUGAUUGCAAAGAUAGAGAGUAUUGACUCAUUGAAGAACUUGGAUGAGAUCAUUCAAGCAUCAGAUGGAGCUAUGGUAGCAAGAGGAGAUCUGGGUGCGCAGAUACCAUUGGAACAGGUCCCAUCAGCCCAGCAAAGAAUUGUUCAGCUCUGCAGGCAGCUAAAUAAGCCAGUCAUUGUUGCCUCUCAAUUACUUGAAUCUAUGAUUGAAUACCCUACACCCACCAGAGCAGAAGUAGCUGAUGUUUCUGAAGCAGUUAGGCAGCGGGCUGAUGCUUUGAUGCUCUCUGGUGAGUCAGCCAUGGGCCAGUACCCAGAGAAGGCAUUGGCUGUUCUCAGAAGUGUCAGUGUGAGAAUUGAGAAGUGGUGGAGAGAAGCAAAACGCCAUGAAGCUACGCAACUCCCUGCUGUAGGAUCUGCCCUUUCUGACUCUGUUUCUGAAGAAAUUUGCAAUUCUGCUGCCAAGAUGGCUAACAAUUUGGAGGUGGAUGCUCUUUUUGUCUAUACAAAGAAUGGUCACCUGGCAUCUCUCUUGUCUCGUUGCCGGCCAGAUUGUCCAAUCUUUGCUUUCACAACCACAGCAUCUGUAAGGAGGCGCCUGAACCUACAGUGGGGCCUGAUGCCUUUCCGCCUGAGCUUUUCAGAUGAUAUGGAAAGCAACCUUAAUAAAACCUUCUCCUUGCUCAAGGCUAGAGGAAUGAUCAAAUCAGGUGACCUUGUUAUAGCUGUUUCAGACAUGCUACAGUCAAUCCAAGUUAUGAAUGUUCCUUAGAUUUCAUUUAAAAUUGCUGUCGCCAUGGGAGACUGUUUUAUCUAUUAUUUGCUGUGUCAUUGUUCCUGGUUCUACCAUGUGGUAAUAUUCUUAUUGCUGGAAAGCAAAAGGAGAGUUGAAAUAAGUUCGUCCAACUUUCACUUGGCUUCAUGCUUGUUACUCUGACCGGAUCCACCUAUUAUGCAGCGAGACUUGGAUUGGAUUCUGCCUGAGCAACUGUGAUUUUUUUGGCAGGUGAUCACAAUUUUAACCAGCGACUUUAUUUUAUUUUAGAGUGACGGUGAUAUAUUGCAAAAUUUACCAAUGAAGAUAGAGCUGUAAUUACGAACAGUGUACCCAUGUAGUAUUUUGUUGUUUAGCAACUUUAUGUUCCCACAUUUGCUUUGAGUAAGCAUAAUCUACAAAAACUGUUGGCAGAUUCUUCUUUGAUCA
Molecule: messenger RNA, 2437 nt
Organism: Hevea brasiliensis (rubber tree)
Lineage: Eukaryota; Viridiplantae; Streptophyta; Magnoliopsida; Malpighiales; Euphorbiaceae
Product: pyruvate kinase isozyme A, chloroplastic
Exons: 6
Coding region: 254-2005 (583 amino acids)
Biological process (GO): glycolytic process
Cellular component (GO): chloroplast stroma; cytoplasm
Molecular function (GO): potassium ion binding; magnesium ion binding; pyruvate kinase activity
Source: RefSeq, a predicted model, not a curated record